Molecule: messenger RNA, 444 nt
Organism: Botrytis porri
Lineage: Eukaryota; Fungi; Ascomycota; Leotiomycetes; Helotiales; Sclerotiniaceae
Exons: 2
Coding region: 1-444 (147 amino acids)
Source: RefSeq, a predicted model, not a curated record
AUGAAUACACGAACUCUUACUAUUUUCGUGGCGUUGAUGGUUUCUGGUGUCAUUGCGGUGCCGAUUGAUCGCUUUACUGAGGACGAUGCUUUUCAGUUGAGGAGGGGAUUGAAUACUACUACCGGUACUGUGCAUGUAGCACGAAAUGAUUAUCCGAGCGUGGGAGAUGUAGUUCUUACUUUUUAUGCGAGGAAUGGGGAGUUUUUUCAACAAACUUUUGCCGUGGAUGGAAAUAACUAUGUUAUUGAUAAUCCCCUCAAGAUCGCAAAGAUAGUCGCGGAAGGAACGGGAUAUUGUGCGAUCACGGGGUAUUCGGGAAGUUUUACUCAGACGCAGAAUACGUGUGGACCGUUAACGGUUAGUCCGGUUAGUGUGCAGGUUUGGGGACAGUGUAGUACGGCGUUGCCGGUGGAGGGGUUUGGGUUGGAUGUUGUGCCUAAUUAG